Pongo pygmaeus (Bornean orangutan) is the source of this 9105-nucleotide messenger RNA. It is a transcript of the gene HUS1, whose product is annotated as HUS1 checkpoint clamp component. NCBI's taxonomy places the organism in Eukaryota, Metazoa, Chordata, Mammalia, Primates, Hominidae. Bases 184 to 1026 code for a protein of 280 amino acids. The transcript is spliced from 8 exons. The record is from RefSeq and is a predicted model, not a curated record. Gene Ontology annotation, biological process: nucleotide-excision repair; meiotic DNA integrity checkpoint signaling; mitotic DNA replication checkpoint signaling. Gene Ontology annotation, cellular component: nucleolus; checkpoint clamp complex; site of double-strand break.
GGGGCGUGACCCCUGGCCCCACCUCCUCCGGGGCGUGGCCCGGAGGCAACCCUGGUAAGAGCCGCGUAGCCGGAGCCCGGCGGAACUAGUGUUCGCGCCGCCGUGUUUCCGGGCGGGGACACUCAGGGGGCGACGCUUGUCUGUUACCCACAGAGGCCUCCCGCGGCUGCGCCAGGCGCGGCCAUGAAGUUUCGGGCCAAGAUCGUGGACGGGGCCUGUCUGAACCACUUCACACGAAUCAGUAACAUGAUAGCCAAGCUUGCCAAAACCUGCACCCUCCGCAUCAGCCCUGAUAAGCUUAACUUCAUCCUUUGUGACAAGCUGGCUAAUGGAGGGGUGAGCAUGUGGUGUGAGCUGGAACAGGAGAACUUCUUCAACGAAUUUCAAAUGGAGGGUGUCUCUGCAGAAAACAAUGAGAUUUAUUUAGAGCUAACAUCGGAAAACUUAUCUCGAGCCUUGAAGACUGCCCAGAAUGCCAGGGCUUUGAAAAUCAAACUGACUAAUAAACACUUUCCCUGCCUCACGGUCUCCGUGGAGCUGUUAUCUAUGUCAAGCAGUAGCCGCAUUGUGACACAUGACAUCCCCAUAAAGGUGAUUCCUAGGAAAUUGUGGAAGGACUUACAAGAACCGGUGGUCCCAGAUCCUGAUGUUAGUAUUUAUUUACCAGUCUUGAAGACUAUGAAGAGUGUUGUGGAAAAAAUGAAAAACAUCAGCAAUCACCUUGUUAUUGAAGCAAACCUAGAUGGAGAAUUGAAUUUGAAAAUAGAAACUGAAUUAGUAUGUGUUACAACUCAUUUUAAAGAUCUUGGAAAUCCUCCAUUAGCCUCUGAAAGCACCCAUCAAGACAGAAACGUGGAACACAUGGCUGAAGUGCACAUAGAUAUUAGGAAGCUCCUACAGUUUCUUGCUGGACAACAAGUAAAUCCCACAAAGGCCUUAUGCAAUAUUGUGAGUAACAAGAUGGUGCAUUUUGAUCUGCUUCAUGAAGACGUCUCCCUUCAGUAUUUCAUCCCUGCGCUGUCCUAGCACCCUGUUGCUGGAGUUGGCAUGCAGAGACUUUGUCAGGAUGGGAGAGGCCAUAGGCGUUGUGUUCUGAUCACUGGUCUGUGUCCUCACAGCACUGCACAUCGACACACUGUACUUAUUUGUCCCUCUCUAACAUUUUAACUAAAAGUUGAUUUAACGACACACAGUUGGAUAAACAUAUCACUUCAUGUUGCUCAUGUCUGUUUUGUUUUGUCUUGUUUUGUUUUAUUUUUAAGACACUGAAAAAAAAAGCCAGAAUUUAUUUAUUCAGACUUUAAAGAACAAUUUCUCAUUGAUGUUGUGAAAAUCCUUAUGUAUUUAGACUUGGUGUAGUAGCCAGAAUUCGUAAAGCUCUUACCUGGGAGCUUGGUACUUUCCCUCCAGGCAGAGGCUCUAGCUCAGCAUGGCCUGUAGCGCACAGUCAGUCUUGCAUUUCAGUGUGUUCACCCCACUUGCUCCUGCCCCUUGGAGCCCAGUGUGACACAAAGAACAGCCUCUGUCACCCCGCCGCCACUGCCUUGGUUACUCAGAGCGCUGUGGGGUGUCACAGCUACAGCAUUUGGAGUCUCUCUCUUGCUGAGGACUCAAGCCCACCUGAGUCCACUCCCCUCUUGAUGUCUAGAGAGCUGGCCCAGGCAACACAGCUCUUAGCUGGGUGCUCCUUCUGCCAUUCCAAUUAGUUUCUCUCUGGGGCCAGUUUUGGGUUUAGGUUGUAAUUCCUUAUAUUUCUUUCUUCCACAGUGCAUCGGAUCUGUCGUUCUGGAAAGAAGACCCUUCUAUUUAGAGUAGAAACAAAUGAAACUUCUAAGGUAUCAUCAAGUGUGUUAAGUGAUGAGACCAUAUUUCUUUGAUGUUUCUGAACAUCAAAGCUGAUUCAGUUAUGGUAGAUGUGCUCAUUGUCCCUGAAACAUACCCGUCAUAUUUCCUAUUAUAAUUACAUCUCAUUGUCCUGUGGAGGUGGACAUGAUAAACAUUAUCUUUUGUUUUCUUGUUUUGUUUUGUUUGAAACAAGGUCUCACUCUUGUCACCCAGACUGGAGUGCAGUGCCACAAUCAUGGCUCACCGCCUUGACCUCCUUGGCUCAAGGCAUCCCCCCACCUCAGCUUCCUGACUAGCUGAGACUGCUGGUGUGCGCCACCACACGCAUCUAAUUUUUAAUUUUUCAUAGAGACAGGGUCUUACUGUGUUGUCCAGGCUGGUCUUGAACUCCUGAGCUCAAGCCACCCGCCCACCUGGGCCUCCCAAAGUGCUGGGAUUACAGGCAUCAGCCAUCACACCCAUCCAUAAACAUUAUCUUAAAUGUCACAUUACAAAACUGAGACCUACUAAGUUGCUUAGGAUAAGAUGAAAUUGGAAGACUAGCUAACAUGAAAAUUUAUAUUUUGGCUUUUUCAUGUUUUUUGAUAAAACCACUGUAUUUGAAUGAUUCUUUUGAUGUUUCGGUUUCUUUUUGAGACGGAGUCUCGCUCUGUCGCCAGGCUGGAGUGCCAGUGGCGCGAUCUUGGCUCAUUGCAACCUUUGCCUCCCAAGUUCAAGCGAUUCUCCUGCCUCAGCCUCCUAAGUAGCUGGGACUACAGGCGCAUGCCACCAUGCCCGGCUAAUUUUUGUAUUUUUAGUAGAGACGGAGUUUCACUGUGUUGGCCAGGAUGUUCUCGAUCUCUUGACCUCGUGAUCACCCGCCUUGGCCUCUGAAAGUGCUGGGAUCACAGGCGUGAGCCACCACGCCUGGCCUAUGUUUAAUAAUGUUGAAAUAGGAUGGAAUAUUUUGUUAAAUUAACAUUUUAAAAUUAGAAGACACCGUUUUAAUUUUUAAACCCUUCCUCCUCUCAUUGUAACGAAAUUAAUUCCAGCUGCAGUGAGAAAACUUAAAAAUCAUGAUACAAAAUGAAACAAUAUCUGAAAGUAGUUUUAUAAAACUGAAAUUGCUGUUAAAGAGAAUGUGUUAGUAGACUUAACCAUUUGCUCUAUAUGAUGUUUAUUAUCAAAUACACAUAAUUUUGAAGAUUUUAAUGAAUGGCUUAAGAUUUUAUCUUUGUGUAGAAUGUGGCUAAAGAAACCUUAGUUGAGAUUCAAGAAGUUGGUGUCUGUUUCUGAUUCUUAUCACAACUUGCUACUUAGUGUCUACCAAGUCCUCCACCUCUUUGCUCCUCAAAGAGCUGUGAAAAAUGAUGGCAGGAGCCGGUACAAAACCACAGACUUAGAGAAGGGCACAGUGCUGCUUUUAUUGAAUGAUCUACCAAGGUAAAAUUUUGCCGAGUUAAGAAAUAGCAAUUUCAUCCAUUUAGGGGAUUGAAUAUAAUUUGAAAAAUUAACUUAUUUCAAGACUAACAUCUCAAAGUGUUGAGACCUUUUUUAAAAUAGCUUUCUGGAUUUUGAGGCAUACUUUUACUGGCUGUGAUUUAUAAGAAUUUGUGGUUUGUGGAGUACUGUCCUAAAUGCCAGGGUAAAAUAAGGCAGUCCCAUGCCUUGCCUGCCCUGGGCUCAGGGCCUCACAUCCUUUUGGUAGGCACAUCUUUUCUCUCCUCCCUUGUUCUGCUCUCCCCCAGCAUAUACCUCCUAGCCCCAGGCAAUUACUUGUCUAAUAUCUAUCUCUAUAUACUUGCCUAUUCUGGUUUUUAGCUUUUUUUUUUUUCCUGAGGGAGACAGGGUCUGGCUCUGUCCCCCAGUCUGGAGUGCAGUGGUACAGUCAUGGCUCACUGCAGUCUCAAACUCCUGGGCUUAAGCAGUCCUCCUGCCUCACCCUCCCAAGUAGCUGGAACUACAGGUGUGUGCCACUGCGCCCAGCUAAUUUUUAUAUUGUUUUGUAGAGGUGAGGUUUUGUACGUUGCCCAGGACUCCUGGGCUCAAGCAGUCUGCCUGCCUCAGCCUCCCAAAGUGCUAGGAUCACAGCUGUGAGCCACCACACCCAGCAAUUCUUUUUAUCCAAGAAUUUUAUCACCUGAGUUUUGAGGUCAUUCUGUGCCAUAUCAGAGACACUUAAGAAUUUCCCAUUCCAGUUGCUCCUGGCUAGCAUCCAAGUGGCCCUGCCGUCGUCCUCCAGCCCUUCCUUGGCCCAGCAGGGAACUGCUUAGCCAUCAGGUCUGUAGGCUGAGUUUACAGUGAGGGACUGUGCCUGGUGUGAAGGAGCCCACUCUUGGGGACCUAGAAUGUGGCCUCAACAGUAGUCCUGGGGCUGGGGUUCUGGUUCAGCCACUAGGCAAAGGUGUUUAAUGACAUUCAUGUUCUUAGUGUAUGUUGCCAAUUUAGCAAAGCAUCCAUCGUUUUGAAGAGAUAACAGUUCAGUACUUUUUAAAACAGCUGUAUUGAGAUAUAAUUCACAUAUCACACAAUUCAACCAUUUAAAAUAGACUGUCUAGUGGUUUUUAGUAUGUCCUCAGAGUUGUACAACCAUCACCACUAUCAAUUUUAGAACAUUUUUAUCACCCAAUAAAGAAACUUCUUAACCAUAAGUAAUCAUUUUUCAUUUUUCUCUCCUCCCUUAUUCUGCUCUCCCCCACCAUAUACCUCCUGGCCCCAGGCAAUUACUUGUCUAAUAUCUGUCUCUAUAUAUUUGCCUAUUCUGGUUCUUAGCUCUUUUUUUUUUCUUGGGGGAGACAGGGUCUGGCUCUGUCCCCCAGGCUGGAGUGUAGUAGUACAAUCACGGCUCACUGCAGUCUCAAACUCCUGGGCUCAACCAAUCCUGCCUCACCCUCUCAAGUAGCUGGAACCACAGGUGUGUGCCAGUGCGCCCGACUAAUUUUUGUAUUUUUUGUAGAGAUGAGGUUUUGCCACAUUGCCCAGGCUGGUCUCAAACUCCUGGGCUCAAGAAAUCUGCCUGCCUCAGCCUCCCAAAGUGUUAGGACCACAGGCAUGAGCCACCACACCCAGCAGUUCUUUUUAUCUAACUCUAACUAUAUAUCGUUGACCAGGAUCUGCCUUCCCCGCUGCCCCCAAACACUUAAGCAUCUGGUAACCACCAUUCUACUCUCUCCUAUGAGAUUUGCUUUUUUAGAUUCUAAAUAUAAGUGAGAUCGUGUACUGUCUGUACCCGGCUUAUUUCACUUAACAUAAUAUUUUCCAGGGGUUCAACCAUGUGGUUGCAAAUGACAAGAUUUUGUUCUUUUUUAUUGCUGAAUAGUACUCCAUUGUGCAUAUGUCCAUUUUGUUUAUCCAUUCAUCUCUUGAUGGUCACUUAGGUUGCUUCCAUAUCUUGGCUAUAGUGAAUAAUGCCGCAGUGAACGUGGGAGUGCAAGAUGCCUUUUUGAUGUACUGAUUUCAUUUCCUUUGGGUAAAUACCCAGUAGUGGGAUUGCUGGAUCAUAUGCUAGUUCUAUUUUUAAUAUUUUGAAGAACCUCCCUACUGUUUGCCUUAAUGGGGAUACUAAUUUACAUUUUCUCCAAUAGCAUACAAAAGCUUUUUUUUCUCCACAUCCUUGCCAACACUUACCUUCUGUCUUUUUUUUUUCCAAGAAAGGCCCAAACAAAACUAAUAUUUUAUCUUUUUGGUAAUGGCCACUUUACCUGGUAUGAGUUGACUGAGGUGAUAUUUCAUUGUGGUUUUGAUUUUCAUUUUCUUAUUGAUUAGUGAUGUUGAACAUUUUUUCAUAUACCAAUUGGCCAUUUGCUUGUCUUUUGAGAAGUCUAUUCAGGUCUUUUGACCAUUUUUAAAUAGGGUUAUUUGUUUUCUUACUAUUAAGUUGUUUGAGUUCCUUUUAUAUUUUAGAUAUUAAACCUUUGUUGGAUGUAUACUUUGCAAAUAUAACAUUUUCUCCCAUUCUAUAGGUUGUCUCUUCACUCUAUCGGUUGUUUCCUUUGCUGUGCAGAAGCUUUUUAGUUUGAUGUAGUUUGAUUUGCCGAUUGUUUGCUUUUGUUGCCUGUGCUUUUGAAGUCUUGUUCAUAAAAUUCUUGCCCGUAUAAAUGUAAUGAAGCAUUUCCUCUGUGUUUCCUCUAGCAGUUUCGUAGUUUCGGGUCUUACAUCUAUGUCCUUAAUUCAUCUUGAGUUGAUUUGUGUAUAUGGUGGGAGAUAAGGGUUUAAUUUCAUUCUUCUGCAUAUGGAUUUUCAGUUUUCCCAGCAUCAUUUAUUGAAAGACUGUCCUUUCUUUUCAAUAAAUGUGUGUUCUUAGCACCUUUGUUGAAUAUCAGUUGGCUGUAAAUGUGUGGAUUUAUUCCUGGGUUCUCUGUUCCAUUGAUCUAUCUGUUUUUAUACCAGUACCAUGCUGUUUUUAUAACUUUAGUUUUAUGGCAUAUUUUGAAGUCAGGUAUUAUGAUGCCUCCAGCUUUGUUCUUUUUGCUCAAGAUUGCUUUGGCUAUUCAAGGUCUUUUGUGGUUACAUACGAAUUUUAGGAUUUUUUUUUCUGUCUCUGUGAAGAAUGUCAUUGGUAUUUUGAUAGGAAUUGCACUGAAUCUGCAGAUUGCUUUGGACAGUAUGAACAUUUAAGAAAUAAUUCUUUCAAUCCAUGAACACAGGAUAACUUUCCAUUUAUUUGUGUCUUCAGUUUCUUUCAUCAGUGUUUUAUAGUUUUCAUCCUAGAGAUUUUUCACCAUGGUUAAGUUUCUUUCUAGAUAUAUAUAUAUAUUUUUUAUAUUGUAUUGUAAAUGGGAUUUUCUUGAUUUCUUUUUCAUAUAGUUCACCAUUAAUGUAUAGAAAUGAUACUGGUUUAUGGCUGUAAUCCCAGCACUUUGGGAGGCCAAGGCAGGUGAGUUGCUUGAGCUCGCGAGUUUGCCACCAGCCUGGGCAACAUGGCAAAACCCUUUCUCUACAAAAAAAUACAAAGUUAGCCAGGUGUGGUGGUCCAAACUACUUGGGAGGCUGAAGUGGGAGGAUUGGUUGAGCCCAGGGGGUUGAGGCUGCAGUGAGCUGUGAUUGCAACACUGCACUUCAGCGUGGGCAACAGAGUGAGAUCUUGUCUCAAAAAAAAGAAAUAAUACUAGUUUUUGUGUGUGGGUUUUGUAUCCUGAAACUUUACUGAAUGUUUUUUAGUUCGAACAGUUUUUUUGGUGGAAUCUUUAGGAUUUUCUAUACUUACGAUCAUGUCAUCUGUAAACAGGGACAGUUUAACUUCCUCCUUUCCAAUUUGGAUGCCUUUUCUUUCUCUUGCCUAAUUGCCUAAUUACAGCAUGUUCCUAUUCUGUAAAUGUUCAAUGAACUAGAGAAUGAUUCUUGGGUAGUUAAUAUUGUCAAUGUUGAUGAACUCUUUUCCUUCUCUGAAAGCAGCUACUUUCUUGGAGGUUUCAAUUCUGCAUGGCAAUUUGCAGCAUUUGUAGUGGUACUGCUCCACAUUUUACAGCUUUAUGAAGAAGGUGUUUACUUUUUUUGGAAUUACCUUGAGACAUUUCAAACUGUGCAGAAGAUAAUGAUAUGCACGAAAGCAAAUGUCUUGCAGUUUGCUAUAACCACUUAUACAUCAUCUGGCUCUUGAAUAGCUUUAAGUCAGCUUUUAAAUCUCACUUGAAUUUGAGCAAAACCUUCAUCUUUAUAUGUAUCUGGACAAAUUACUUCAAUUGCUUGACAGUAAUGACCAAUCAAUUUAUUUAAAAUAAUAUCAUUUAGUAGGACAGUGUUUUUCUCUGGUUUGAGCAACAAAUUCAACCAGUCCUCUGGGUUGAUCAUCAUCAUCAUCAUUUGGUUAUCAGUUCCUGAGUUAUUUUUACCAGGGAGUUUUAUACUUUUAGAUAGCUAUUUUGAAUUAUCUCAGGAAUAUCAUAUAUCUCUGCCUCUUUAGAGUCAGUCACUGGCACUUUGUCUGUUUGGUGACAUCAUGUUUCCCUGACUGUUCUUCAUCUUUGUAGUUAUACAUUGAUAUCUGUGCAUUAAAUAUGUAGGUAUUUAUAAACAGUCUUUGCAAUCUGGCUUUGUCUGUGAUUGUCCUUGUACAGUAGGUCUGUCCAGAAGUUGUAAGCAUACUGUCUUUUUUGGUCUUUAAGCCCGUGAGCGCUACAGCCCGUGUAGUGCCAAAUGGUGCCCUAAGCCCAGGUUCCCUGCAGUCCACUCUGUGAUUUGUUUGUUGAUUGCUGUGAGCCCCACCCCCAUUCUUUGUUUCUAAUUUACACCUAGCAGGCUAACCCUGCUGGCACCGCAGUGCUUCCAGUGGGAAAGGACCAUAGUGUGCCCCUGUGAAGAGUCUCAGAAUGGUGGGGAAGGUGAAUGCCCACCUCCCACUCUCUUUUCCCACUGUAGAAACUGUGAUUCCAGAGAAAUUCUCCCAGUGCGGUGCUAUGUGGUCUUGCGGGAGGGGUGUUAUGAUCAAACAGAACCAUUCUCUUUACCCUCUGAUCAUGGUUUUUCUUGGCUUUGUGGUCCAGUGAGUUGUCACAGCUUCACUCCCAAUUUCUGGGAUAUUCAGGGCAAUAAUCUUGCCACUGGGUAUUUGCUAGUUGAAAUUAUGUGGUGGGGAGAGAAGCCAGUAACUUUUACUCCUCCGUUUGGCUGAUGUCACUCUCGAAUUCUGUACUUUCAUAUGGAUUGUAAUAGGGAGGGUCUAAAAGGAAGCUUCAGUUUUGGAUUUUUAGAGCUUCUUCUAAGUACAAUUGUUGAAUCAAGAGAUAAAAGUGGUAUGUUAUAACUGGAAAUACCCUGAGAUUAAAAAGGAGAUAAAUUAGCCCCACUAGGACAGUGCUAUUGGGAAUGUGAAUUGAUAUCACUUUCCUGGAGUCUAGUUUAGUAUUUAUUUUAUAUGGAAUGCCUGAAAAGAUGUGUGUCUCCUUUGAUUCAAUACUUAUAGGAAUUUACACAAAGGUUAUAAUCAAAGAUUAUACAACUGUUAUACUGGAAAAACAUGAAAUAUUCUAAUUAUGAAUUAAUUGGGGAUUGGUUAAAUAAACUAUGGUUUGAUAUGCUCUAAAAAAUAAUGUUACAGAAAAAAGUGUACUGAUACGGCAAAAUGUAUAUGACUUAUAGUUAAAAAAGCAGGUUAGAUGUUGAUAGAUACAGUAUGAUAGAAAAAGAUCAGGAAGGUAUAUGCUGACAUUUAAAUCUGGAUAUUUAUGAGUGUUUUUUAUUUCAAUCUUUGUACAUGCAUGUAUUUUCUAAAAAUUGUAUUACUAUCUUUGUAAUAAAGUAAAUUAUUUUUAAGGGACUAAAUAAUAAAUAUUUGUUACUUGA